UAAUGACUUCUAGAAUGUCCCAUCUGGGGCCACUGAGAUGACACCAUUGGUAAAGAUGCUACUAAGCCUGUGUAUUUGAUCACUGGGACUCACAUGAUGGGCAGAGCUGACUUACCUGACCUCCCUGAACACACACACACACACACACACACACACACACACACACACACACACACACACUGUACAUAAAUAAAUUAACCUGUGACAGGCACACACCAGUCAUUUCAGCAUGGGUGGCUGAGGCAGAAUCACCAGGAGAUUUGGUUUUGGUCUGCCUGGGCUACACAGUGAGACCUUAUCUCUCUCUCUCUCUCUCUCUCUCUCUCUCUCUCUCUCUCUCUCUCUUUUCUUUUUUCUUUUUUUCGGAGCUGGGGACCGAACCCAGGGCCUUGCGCUUGCUAGGCAAGUGCUCUACCACUGAGCUAAAUCCCCAACCCCCGAGACCUUAUCUCAAAAACAAAAUUUAACGACAAAACGUGAGAACCUACCUGGCAGGGACCAGACUACUUUGCCUUCCUUAGCUUGCUUGUACAUGAGAGUACCUCCUUUAGAAAAUGCUAGAAGGUUCUAGCUGCAUCCUCGGUGCAGUGAGGUGCUAGACCUACCUGAGAAGGCAUCUCCACCUAGGUGAGCCAGAGGAAGAGACAGGAGGGCAUCCUCAAUCCCCACUUAGAGGAGCCUGGAGGCCCGAGCAACACCGAGUAUUCAAGUCAGGUUUGGGGCAGUUACAGAAGGGGUAUUCCGGGGUAUCUGGGGACAGAGGGCAAGUGUCUUGAGGCAGCGUUAGAAGCUUCAGGAACACAGUCCAGCUCCGUGCCGAGGAGGGUGCCACUGAGGAAGGGCGGGACUGGAGCCCCAGAACCCCGCGCAGCUCGCCAUUCCUACGGUCCGCCAGCAGGGGCCGCGCGUGGGCGAGGCGCUGCCAACCUGGGCGCGCACCUGUAGCCUGGGCGGACCGCAAGAAUGGCGGGAUCCCGGCUGCUGCCCCUGACGCUGUCUUUGCUGCUGCUCGCGAGAAUCGGAGACUCCUCCGUCGUCCUUACAUGUACAGGUGUUGCUUUUACACUACUCUGGGAGAGCGUAAUAACAAACACCUCCCCAACUACAGAAUCAAUACAGACAACCUCCAAUCCCACCUCCCAAAGUACAGAGACAACCCCUGCGUCCACCUCUCCAAGUCUCCACCCCACAAUUCUGGAAACCACAUCCUCUCCACACUCCAGCUCCAACCCCACAAGUCUGGAAACCACAUCCUCUCCACACUCCAGCUCCAACCCCACAAGUCUGGAAACCAUAUCCUCUCCACACUCCAGCUCCUACCCCACAUCAGGCUCAGCCUCCCCAGAACCAGAGACAGCUUCUUUCCCCAGCUCUGUGUUCCCCAGUUCUGAGCCAACCACCACACCCCAGUUCACGAACUUGGCUCCACAAGGGUCACCCACUUCGUCCAGUCCAGGCCAGGAUGCAGGCAGCCUCUGGAUCCCCACAUCACACAGGAACCCCGGUGUGGUGAUUGCUGUGUGUCUGCUUGUGUCUGUCUUACUCAUUGGCUCUGUGUUCAUCGCUGUGAGACAUUUUAAUCGAGAUGUGCCAGCUUUUCGCAAUCUGGAUACGGUAUCCAUGGGCAGUGUGAGUCAGAGGCUGCCAUUCGCUGACCGCCUACAGUCGUGACUCUCAGAGACCUAGAGAGAUGGUGUGGGUGACACCUGGAAAGAAGAGUUUCUGGAAACUCCCCUCCCCCGCUAUCCUGACCUGGGGAUAAGGGUCAGGAGGACGGCUGGAGCCCAGGGGUUUCAGGCCCACACAUCUAGUACCCCACUCAGUUAUUACAUCAAUCCAGGAGUGAUGGAGCACACCUGUCAUCCCUGCACUUGGGAAGUAGAGACAGGAGGAUCAGGUGUUCAAGUCCACCCUGAACUACAUAAGGGGUUUGAGGUCAGCCUGGGCUGCAUGAGACUCUGUCUUUAAAAUAAUUGUUUUUUUUUUUUUUGGAGGGGGAGGGGCAGCAUGGUUCAAUGGUUAAGAACACUGGCUGCUUUCCAGAGGACCAGGGCUCUGUUUCCAGCACCCUCGUGUAAACUCACAACCAUCAAUAAUUCCAGUCCUAGGGGAUCCAGUGGCCUCUUUUGGCCUCUGCUGUCACCAGGCUCCCAGCUGAUAUACAGACAUACAUGCAGACAAAACACAUUAAAAAAUAAAACUAAAUAAACACAAACUAAGUAAAGUCCUUUCCAUU
Rattus norvegicus (Norway rat) is the source of this 2236-nucleotide messenger RNA. The record is from RefSeq and is a predicted model, not a curated record. Lineage: Eukaryota; Metazoa; Chordata; Mammalia; Rodentia; Muridae.